Molecule: messenger RNA, 4509 nt
Organism: Coregonus sp. 'balchen'
Lineage: Eukaryota; Metazoa; Chordata; Actinopteri; Salmoniformes; Salmonidae
Source: the annotation of a GenBank genome assembly
GUGGACGUUAAAAAAGCAGUCCAGAUGUCUGGUGGCAGUACGAGCUACCCAUGCACAUUUGAGGAGUGCAAAGGGAAAGAACUGUUGCCAGUCAUUUGUCCACACUGUCAGAAACAUUUCUGUUUGGCGUAAGUGUCAUGUUUUUUCCCCCUUUGAUGACAUGUCUGCCCUGGUCUCUCCAACAAGAACAGGCACCAUAUUCAAAAAGUUUCUCAGAAGGAUCUGAUCUAUGAUCUGUUUUUCCUUUUAGUUCACAAUGUAUGGACAGGGGUGACCUGAUCCUAGAUCAGCACUCCUAUUCUGAGACACUUUAUGAAUACGGGUCCAGGUCUACUGAAACUACAGUGUUAGGUGAUGUGUUGGUUGAGGAGUAGAGCAGGGGUUCUCAAACUUUGGGUCCGGGAACCCUUUUGUGAUAGCAAAUUUAUCAGGGACAUCUUGGCCAAAAUUAGUUUAAUAUGUUGUUUUGAAAUAUUCCUUUAAAAAAAAAUGAAAUGAGAUAUAUAUAUAUAUAUAUAUAUAUAUAUAUAUAUAUAUGAGAUCUGUCUGUGGACCCCCUGCAGUACCUCGGAACCCACUUUGAGAGCCCCUGUAGUAGAGGAUAGAGAGGUAGAUGAUGGGUGUGUUCAAAGCUCCUCUCAUACCCCCAUUGUCUUUAUUCUCCAGCCAUCGUCACCAAGAUGACCACAAGUGUGAGAAACUGGAAACGCCCAAGCCUCGCAUGGCUGCCACGCAAGAGCUGGUGCAGAAGAUUGUAGGUCAGUCACAGUCACAACUUUUCAUCAGAAACCAAAGAAUGAACCUUUACUGGGUCUAUUGGGGUUUAUCCCAAAUGGUACCCUAUUCCCUAUUUUCACAGGACUGUGGUCAAAAGUAGUGCACUAUAUAGGGAAUAGGGUGCCAUUUGGGACUCCUCCUUUAGUCUUUCUCAAAAUAAAUUGUAUGAACUCCAUGGCCAUACAGGAUAUGCUUAUCCCUGCAAUUCUUUAGCCUGUCCACAUGAGGACGGUGUUCACAAAUGUUGGGUUGUUCUACCCUCUUGACUGAACAGAGUCCAAGAAGGCUUUGCCUCCAAGGAAAGGUCGCAAAGGAGCAAAGAACGCUGCAACAGCAGCCAAGGUGGCUUUGAUGAAACUAAAGCUUCAUGCUGCAGGAGACAAGGGACUGCCACAGGUACUACCAGUCUGGUAUAAAGAGCGAUGGGGAGCGAGAUGCAGAGUGAUUGCGUCUGACCUAUUCCCUAGAUAGUGGACUACUUUCGACCAGGGCCCAAAGGGCUCUGUUCAAAAGUAGUGCACUAUUUAGGGAAUAGGGUGUAAUUUGAGAUUCAGCCACUGAGAGAGUGUGUCUGAGGGUGUGGACUUGAACUGUGAAGGUGUUAUUAAAGUGGGGAUGUGAUAACAUAUAAUGCCACAUACUAUGUUGGGUCAAGAGGUAGUAACCCAACUUCUACUUCUUUGAUUUGCAGGGGGGAAUAUACACUACCAGUCAAAAGUUUGGAAACACCUACUCAUUCACAGGUUUUUCUUUAUUUUUACUAUUUUUUACAUUGUAUAGUGAAGACAUCAAAACUUUGAAAUAACACAAAUGAAAUAAUGUAGUAAACAAAAAAGUGUUAAACAAAUCAACAUAUAUUAAUUUGCCUUGACAGCUUUGCACACUCUUGGCAUUCCCUCAACCAGCUUCACCUGGAAUGCUUUUCCAACGGUCUUGAAGGAGUUCCCACAUAUGCUGAGCACUUGUUGGCUGCUUUUCCUUCACACUGCGGUCCGACUCAUCCCAAACCAUCUCAAUUGGGUUGAGGUGGGGGGGAUUGUGGAGGCCGGUCAUCUGAUGCAGCACUCCAUCACUCUCCUUCUUGGUAAAAUAGCCCUUACACAGCCUGGAGGUGUGUUGGGUCAUUUUCCUGUUGAAAAACAAAUUAUAGUCCCACUAAGCCCAAACCAGAUGGGAUGGCGUAUCGCUGCAGAAUGCUGUGGUAGCCAUGCUGGUUAAGUGUGCCUUGAAUUCUAAAUAAAUCACAGACAGUGUCACCAGCAAAGCACCCCUACACCUUAACACCACCUCCUCCAUGCUUUACGGUGGGAAAUACACAUGCAGAGAUCAUCUGUUCACCCACACCGCGUCUCACAAGGACACAGCGGUUGGAACCAAACAUCUCCAAUUUGGACUCCAGACCAAAGGACAGAUUUCCACCGGUCUAAUGUCCAUUGCUCAUGUUUCUUGGCCCAAGCAGGUCUCUUCUUAUUAUUGGUGUCCUUUAGUAGUGGUUUCUUUGCAGCAAUUUGACCAUGAAGGCCUGAUUCACAGUCUCCUCUGAACAGUUGAUGUUGAGAUGUGUCUGUUACUUGAACUCUGUGAAGCAUUUAUUUGGGCUGCAAUUUCUGAGGCUGGUAACUCUAAUGAACUUAUCCUCUGCAGCAGAGGUAACUCUGGGUCUUUUAUUCCUGUGGCGGUCCUCAUGAGAGCCAGUUUCAUCAUAGCGCUUGAUGGUUAUUGCGACUGCACUUGAAAAAACAUUCAAAGUUCUUGAAGUUUUCCGUAUUGACUGACCUUCAUGUCUUAAAGUAAUGAUGGACUGUUGUUUCUCUUUGCUUAUUUGAGCUGUUCUUGCCAUAUUAUGGAAUUGGUAUUUUUUUACCAAAUAGGGCUAUCUUCUUCUGUAUACCCCCCCCCCCCCCCCCCCUACCUUGUCAUAACACAACUGAUUGGCUCAAACACAUUAAGAAGGAAAUACAUUCCACAAAUUAACUUUUAAGAAGGCACACCUGUUAAUUGAAAUGCAUUCCUGGUGACUACCUCAUGAAGCUGGUUGAGAGAAUGCCAAGAGUGUGCAAAGCUGUCAUCAAGGCAAAGGGUGGCUACUUUGAAGAAUCUCAAAUAUAAAAUAUAUUUUGAUUUGUUUAACUCUUUUUUUUUGGUUACUACAUGAUUCCAUAUGUGUUAUUUCAUAGUUUUGAUGUCUUCACUAUUAUUCUACAAUGUAGAAAAUAGUAAAAAUAAAGAAAAACCCUGGAAUGAGUAGGUGUGUCCAGACUUUUGACUGAUACUGUAUAUUUGUUUACAAUUUGCAGUUGUUUAUACCGAUCUAAAAUGAUGCAUAAAUCUCUGCAAUGCUUUAGGCUAGAGAGGAGCGGUAAAAUGCCAGAGGAAGAGUUGACUCUGAUGGGAAUAUCUUUGGUUUGUCUCUAUGAUAUUCAGAAGCUGCGCUACGACCUUCUAAAGUUGAGGAGUCAAAGACAUUUGCUUGGGAAGUAAUCUUAUACAAUGUGACUGUCGCUAUCAAUUGACACUUUCUGUAAAAUAAUAUGUAUAAUUAAAUUGAGAACAUAUUUGGUAGCGGAAUAACAUUUGGGAAAAUCGGGUUUAGAAUGCAUUUUCGUUAUCUAUUAUUAAGUAGCCUAUCCAAAAGAUGUCAUGAGUCUUGUUAAACUACGUAGAAUUUCAGGAAAUGAGCUUCAAAACAACAUUUUCUUAGGGCCCUCAUUAAACAAAUUCAAGCUGGUUUAAUAUAGGCUAUGUCAAUAAACAAUAAUAAAAAGGGAGUGAUACUGAAAAUGGGGGUCAUGGUAAAAAGGUUGGGAACCCUGUUGUAAACGACAGCAUCUACUUAUACUGUAUGUCAUCAUUCUAUAAAGAAUCAGUGUCUUUUUUAUGGGCUUUUGCAUUUUAUUUGAUAUACAUGUCUACAUCUCCCUAACUUUGCUUUCCAGACAGAGAGGAUCUAUUUCAGUGUCUUCCUUCCCAAAGAGGGCAAAGACUCCAGCCUGCCCAUGUUUUUCUGUUCCAAGUGGAGUGUGGGGAAAGUAGUGGACUACGCUGCCUCACUGGCCAGCCUCAAGAACAACAACAACGUACUAACGGCUAAGGUAACAGAAAACAGCCGCGAGCAGCAAGUUCCAAUCAGACAAACCUAUUGUACCUCUGUCGGCAUACAAAUUAUAGAAACCUCUCUUUUAAAACAUCUUAGAACAAUGUAUUAACAGCAAAGGUAACAAAGCUACCACAAGCUGUCUCCAAGCAGAAAAACCUAUUCUACCAUUAUCAUUAUACAAAUAUUAGAGACGAAACAUACCAACACGAACGUCGGCAGUGCACAGUGGCUGGCCAUCCUAUCGCCACUGACCACAGAACAUCGGCCACCAUUUUCUGUUUGUUUCCCUUUGAUUCUACAUUUUCAAUCACCACCAUUUGUCGACACCCAGCAGGUGAUCUACUUCGCAUGGCAAACUUUCGUGUUGGUCUGUCUUGUCUCUAAGAUACCUCUCUUUUAAAAACUCUUACUAAAAACCUAAUUUUUCCUCCCCCUGUGGUGUUGUUGUUGACGUGUAGAAGCUGCGGCUGUGCCACCCCCAGACGGGCGAAGCUCUCAAGAUGGAUGACACCCUUCUCUCCCUGCUGGCUCACCCAGACUUGCCCCUCUACAAUGGGGGCAACGUGAUCCUAGAGUACCUGGACAACGACUGCUCAGGCCUGGAGGACACCUCUACCUACGUCUCACAGUCCUGA